UAUUGGAAUAGGCAGUGUGCAGAAAAGUGCGAAACUAAAUUAGAUAUGCAAAUUAGAUUAAAACAAUGGAAAUCUAUUAUUGCAUAUUAAUCUUUUCGGCACUAUUGCAUUACAUCAACGGACAAACUCCUCCAUCGACCGAAGAGGAAGUGACCAAAUAUCUAAAAACAGUUUACGAACAGGAAGCGUCGCGUUUAACAAACCUUUUUGUGGAAGCCGACUGGAACUUCGCAACGGAUAUUGCUAACGUCGACAAAGAGAAAGCUAAGACCGCCGCAACCUUACAACUAGCCAAGUACACUAAGGAACAAUGGGAAAAGGUGUUUAACAAAGUAAAUGCUACGAAUUAUAAAGACCCAUUAGUAAAACGGCAAAUACAGCUUUUGAAAGUACUCGGCAAUGCAGCUCUUAGUGAAGUUAAACUUAAAGAGCUUACUUCGGCAACUAACUCAAUGACGAAUGUUUAUAGUACAGCAAAAAUUUGCCCGUAUAAAAAACCUAAGUGUAACAUAGCCACCGAAGGUCUAAGCUUAGAACCCGGUAUCGAAAGUAUCAUUUCUAACUCCAAUGAUUAUGAGGAGUUACAAUACGUUUGGAAGGCAUGGAGAGAUGCUACCGGAGCUAAAAUGAAAAGCACAUACAAACAAUAUGUCGAUUUAUCAAACGAGGCUGCCAAAUUAAAUGGUUUCAACGACAAAGGGCAGAUGUGGAAAAAUGACUAUGAAUCACCAAAGUUUGAAGCAGAUAUGGAUAAACUGUGGGCUCAAGUGAAACCCUUAUACGAUGAACUGCAUACUUACGUGGCACGCAAACUGAAAAAAAAGUAUGGAAAUAAAAUAGAUAUAACUGAUGGUCUUAUACCGGCCCAUGUUCUCGGGAACAUGUGGGGUCAAUCGUGGAUUAACAUUGGAAAGUUGGUCAAACCUUUUCCAAAUGUACCAUCAAUUGAUGUUACGGCCGCCCUAAAAGAGAAAAAUCGUACCGUAUUAGAACUAUUUAAAGAAUCUGAUACCUUUUACAAAUCGUUAGGAUUAGAGCCCAACGACAUGUCGUACAAUGAAACAUUGGGAGCUGUAAUAACUAAACCGAAAGAUAGAGAUAUUUUGUGUCAUGCUUCUGCAUGGGACUUUUCCAAUGGAAAGGAUUUUAGGAUAAAAAUGUGCACUCAAGUAAAUUAUGAAGAUUUCGUUACGGUACAUCAUGAGAUGGGGCAUAUUCAGUAUUUUCUGUUGUAUAAAGGUCAGCCGAUUGCUUUUCGCAACGGAGCAAAUCCUGGUUUUCACGAGGCCGUUGGUGACACUAUUGCUCUUUCCGUAACAACCCCAAAGCAUUUGGAGAAAAUUGGACUUGCAACAAAUUAUAUAUCAUCUCUCGCCGCGGACUUAAAUGUAUUAAUGGAUAUGGCUUUAGAGCGAAUCGCAUUUUUACCGUUUGGCCUUCUUAUCGAUAAAUGGCGUUGGGACGUUUUCUCAGGAAAGGUCCCUGAGAACAAAUGGAACGAGCAGUGGUGGAAAUACAGAGAACAAAUUCAAAAAAUAAAGCCACCCGUUUCCCGAUCGAGUAACGAUUUUGACCCAGGCGCAAAAUUCCAUGUUCCCGGGGAUUCACAAUACAUAAAUUACUUCGUAGCCCAUAUUUUGGAAUUUCAAUUGUAUAGGUCCUUUUGUAAACUCUCCCGACAAUAUGAUCCAUCAGACUCCAAAAAGCCGCUGCACAACUGCGAUUUCUAUCAAUCGAAGGAAGUCGGUCAAAAGUUAAGAGCGGGAUUAUCGUUAGGAUGGAGUAAGCAUUGGAAGGAAGCACUGAAGGAAAUGACCGGCGAAACCGAUCUUGACGGAACAGCGAUUCGCGAAUACUUUCAACCUCUUUAUGAUUUCCUGAAGGUUCAAAAUCAAAUUUACACUCAAGAUGGUUUGAAAACUUUUUUGGCCACGGAAUAUGAACGAGCGUCAUCGAGUAUGUCAAAUAAGGUGACUAUUGCUGAAUGGAAUUUAGCCACUGAUCUUGGGAAUCCUGACAAACAAAAAGCUCAAUUGCAAGCCAGUUUAGAAUCUGCGGAGUUUGACAAAAAGUACUGGACUACAGUUUUCCAAAAUUUAAAUGUGAACGAUUACAAAGACGAGGCACUGAAACGGCAAUUGAAAUCGUUAAAGAUGAUAGGAAGCGCCGCUCUAGACGAAAAAAAACUGACACAGCUGAUAAAUACACAAAACAAAAUGCAGAACAUUUACAGUACUGCGAAAAUUUGUCCCUUUGAUAAACAAAAAUGUGUGUUAGCAAAGGAAGGUCUUAGCUUAGAACCCCAUAUUGAAGACGUGAUGGCUCGUUCCAGAGAUUAUGACGAACUCCAGUACGUUUGGAAAGAAUGGAGAGACGCCACUGGUAAAAAAAUGAAAGAUAGUUACAAAACAUACGUUACACUUUCAAACGAAGUAGCCGUCGCAAACGGAUUCAAGAAUACCGGAGAAAUGUGGCAAUCCGCCUAUGAAUCUGACACAUUUGAACAAGACUUGGACAAGUUAUGGGAACAAGUAAAGCCCUUGUACAACGAGCUGCAUAAGUAUGUUGGAACUAAGUUAAAGGAAGUUUAUGGAGACAAAUUAGAUAUGAAAGACGGCUUGAUACCCGCGCACGUAUUCGGAAACAUGUGGGCUCAAUCUUGGACCAACUUGGCCCCGUUAUUGAAACCAUACCCGAAUGCGAGCUCGGUGGACGUUACAGCCGCUCUUAUUAAACAAGAAUACUCAGUGAAAGAGAUGUUCCAAUUGUCCGAUGACUUUUACCAACGUUUAGGACUAGAAUCAUGCGAAAUGUCUUAUGGUGAUCUUGCCUUAAUUGUUAAACCAGAAGGUCGAGAAGUUGUAUGUCAUGCGUCCGCGUGGGACUUUUCCGAUGGGAAAGAUUUCCGAAUUAAAAUGUGCACCAAUAUUAAUUACGAGGAUUUGAUUACAAUUCACCAUGAAAUGGGCCACAUACAAUAUGACAUUUUGUACAAAGAUCAACCUAUUACUUUUCGUGGGGCAGCAAAUCCCGGUUUUCACGAAGCGGUCGGAGAUACCAUUGCGCUCUCAGUUGCGACACCGAAGCAUUUGAAGAAGGUUGAGCUUUUAGACGAAAGCUACGUAAUUUCAAAGGAGAGUGAUUUGAACAGUUUAAUGGACAUGGCACUGGAAAGAGUAGCAUUCUUACCAUUUGGACUACUUAUUGAUAAAUGGCGUUGGGAUGUCUUCGCCGGAAAAGUAGACUAUAAGAAGUGGAAUGAGCAAUGGUGGAACUAUAGAAAAAUGUAUCAAAAGGUAAAGGCUCCAGUUUCCAGAAGCGAAGAUGACUUUGAUGCUGGUGCAAAAUACCACAUUCCUAGCGGAUCUCAGUAUAUAAAUUAUUUCGUUGCCCGCAUUCUCCAAUUUCAAAUAUACCGUUCUUUGUGCAAAGCGUCUGGACAGUACGAUCCCAACAAUCCAUCGCUACCACUACAUCAAUGCGACUUUUAUGAAUCGGUAGAAGCUGGAAAAAAACUAAGAAAGGGAUUAGCGCUAGGUGCAAGUAAGCAUUGGAAAGUAGCGUUGAAAGAAAUAACCGGAGAAGACUAUUUGGACGCCACGGCGAUGCUGGAAUAUUUUGAUCCACUUUAUAAGUAUCUACAAAUGGCUAAUUCGAAGGAUGAAGAUCAUCUGAAAGAGUACUUGUCUAAAGUGUACGAAUUAGAAGCGUCGCAGAAAGCAAAUAAACUAGCAAACGCACGAUGGGAUUUUGCUACCGAUGUGAAUAAUAAAGAAAAAGAAAAAAAACAAUUAGAAGCCACUUUAGAAAAUGCUCAAUUUAAUAAAAAAAAAUGGAGUGAUUUGUUCAAAAAUCUUUACGAAGGAGAUUAUAAAGAUGAAUCGCUUAUUAGGCAAAUUCGUUUUUUGAAGGUGUUGGGCAACUCAGCGUUGAAUGAAGACAAACUUACUGAGCUUUCAAACGCCGGCAGCUACAUGAAAAAUAUAUACAGUACAGCGAAGAUAUGCCCGUUCAAUAAUAAAGCGUGUUCCUUGGAAAAAGAAGGGUGGUCGUUAGAACCAGAUAUUGAAUACAGAUUGGCGCAUUCUGAGAACUACGAAGAACUUGAGUACAUUUGGUCAGAAUGGAGAAAAGCAACGGGACCAAAAAUGAAGAAGCGUUAUCAAGAUUAUGUCAGGCUUUCCAAUGAAGCGGCAGUUGCCAACGGCUUUGCUGAUAAAGGCGAAUUAUGGCGUAGUAGUUAUGAAUCACGGACAUUUAUAAAAGAUAUGGACCGAAUUUGGGAGCAAGUAAAACCGUUGUACAACGAACUACAUAGAUACGUUUUGAAAAAAUUGAAGAAAAAAUAUGGCGACGCUUUAAAUAUGGACAAAGGUUACAUACCGGCUCACCUUUUAGGAAACAUGUGGGCGCAGUCGUGGAUCAAUCUGAAGGACUUAGUCCGACCGUUUGAGAAUGGAACGUUAAUUGAUGUGUCGGAUGUUCUACAAAAGAAUUAUACAGUUAAAAAGAUGUUUGAAACGUCCAAUCAGUUCUAUACAUCUUUAGGUUUAGAAUCGUGCGCAAUGUCUUAUGGACCAAAAGCAGUAAUAGAGAAACCAAAAGAUCGUGCAAUCUUGUGCCACGCAUCCGCUUGGGAUUUUUCUGACAAAAAAGAUUUCCGCAUCAAAAUGUGCACAGAACGUAACUACGAAGACUUUAUAACCAUACACCAUGAAAUGGGCCACAUAGAAUACGAUAUUCUAUACAAAAAUCAACCCAUAUCUUUCCGGGACGGUGCGAAUCCAGGUUUUCAUGAAGCGAUCGGUGACACCAUCGCAUUAUCGGUGGCAACUCCUAAACAUUUGGAAAAAAUCGGCUUACUUCACAAUUACGAUAACAGUUACGAGUCCUCCAUAAAUACGCUGAUGAACAUGGCAUUAGAGCGGGUUGCGUUUUUGCCGUUUGGAUUGUUAAUUGAUAAAUGGCGAUGGGAUGUAUUUGCCAAAUUAAUCUCACCCGAAAAAUGGAAUUCUCAUUGGUGGCAUUACAGGGAAAUGAUUCAAAAAGUUACUCCUCCAGUAAGCAGGAAUGAUGCAACUGAUUUUGAUCCUGGAGCAAAAUAUCACAUUCCCGGCGACUCUCAAUACAUCAACUACUUUUUCGCACAUAUUCUGCAAUUCCAGUUAUAUAAAGCCCUUUGUAUCAAAGCUAAGGAGUAUAAUGAAUCGUCUCCCGGGACACUACAUACAUGUGACUAUUAUCAAAACAGGGACGCCGGUAAAUUGCUACGAGAGGGGUUAACUUUAGGAAAAAGUAAACACUGGAAGGAUGCGCUUGAAAUUAUGACGGGGUCCCGGGAGUUGGACGCAAGUGCGCUACUGGAAUAUUUCCAACCCUUGUUUGAAUUUUUGAAAAAAUCCAACGGACCUUUUCCCAACGACCAAGAGCUAAAGAAUUUCCUUACUUUAGAUUAUGAACGUUCUGCAUCAAUGAUCACAAACGAACAGACACACGCGGAAUGGAAUUUUGUUACAGAUGUUAACAAUCCCGACAAAGAACAAGCACAAGUAGCUGCGGCUUUAGAAGCGGCUCGGUUUAAAAAAAUAUACUGGGAUACUUAUUUCAAAAACUUAAAGACUGACAACUUCAAGGACGAAUUACUAAAAAAACAAAUUAAAUCGUUAAAACUCUUGGGAAAUGCUGCUUUGAAUAGGGAAGACUUCAAAAAGUACACAGAAACUGUUAAUGAAAUGACGAAGAUCUACAGCACAGCCAGGAUCUGUCCAUACAAACAACAAAACUGUAACCUGCAAACUGAAGGUAUACAAUUAGAUCCACAUAUGGUGAAUAUCAUGGCGACUUCUACCGAUUACGCUGAGUUAUCAUACGUUUGGGCGGAAUGGAGACGCGCAACAUCUGGCAUCAAGAAUAAAUACGUUAAAUAUGUUGACUUAUCCAAUGCAGCAGCAGAAGCGAAUGAAUUCAGAGACAAAGGAGAAAUGUGGAGAAGUUCUUACGAUUCCCCUACGUUUAUAAAUGAUAUGGAUAAGCUCUGGACUGACGUAAAGCCUCUAUAUGACCAACUACAUACAUACGUGGCUAAAAAGUUAAAAGAGAAGUAUAAAGAUGAAUUUGACUUCUCAGAUAAUUUAAUUCCAGCCCACUUAUUGGGUAACAUGUGGGCUCAGACAUGGACGAACAUAUUUCCUUUAGUGAAACCAUAUCCCAACGCCACUUCGCCAAACAUAACAGCAGCGCUUUUGGAGCAAGGAUUUACUGCCUUGCGCAUGUUCGAAACCUCAGAUGAGUUUUAUAAGUCAUUAGGUUUAGAAUCGAAUCAUAUGUCAUAUGAUGUUAGUUCAGGGGCAAUUAUUGAAAAACCAACUGACAGAGACAUCUUAUGUCACGCCUCUGCUUGGGAUUUCUCGAACGGCGCAGACUUCCGAAUAAAAAUGUGUACAAAGGUUAACCACGAAGAUUUCAUAACCAUUCACCACGAAAUGGGUCAUAUCCAGUACUUCAUCUUAUACAAAGAUCAACCUAUCACAUUUAGAGAUUCGGCGAACCCUGGUUUUCAUGAAGCAGUUGGUGACACUAUCGCGUUAUCAGUCGCAACUCCUGAGCACUUGCACAAAAUUGGGUUACUAAAGGAUAACAUAAUGACGAACGAGUCUUCUAUAAACACACUCAUGGAAAUGGCGCUUGAAAGGGUGGCAUUUUUACCAUUUGGCCUUCUCAUUGACAAAUGGCGCUGGGACGUGUUUAGUGGAAUGGUACCAAGAGAGGAAUGGAACUCGCGUUGGUGGAAAUAUCGAAAUGAAUUGCAAGGUGUAAAAGCUCCCGUUAAAAGAACCGCCAACGAUUUCGAUCCUGCUGCUAAGUAUCACGUCGCAGGAGACUCUCAAUAUAUUAAUUACUUUGUCGCUCGCAUAUUACAAUUCCAAAUGUAUAAAGCUUUGUGUAUAGAAGCUGGCCAGUAUGCGCCCCAGGAUAAUAAACCCUUACAUAAAUGUGACUUUUACCAAUCAGUUAAGGCUGGUCAGAAGUUACGUGCCGGUCUGUCGCUGGGAUCUAGUAAACACUGGAGUGAGGCAUUAUACGCAAUUACAGGAGAGAGGCAGCUCAAUGCAAGCGCUUUAUUGGAGUACUUCGAACCCUUAAUGGUUUAUUUAAAAGCACAGAACGUGGAACCGGAAGAGUCUAGUCAGUUAGUUCCUAUUAUCGUUGGUAGCGUUGUUGGUGCUGUUUUAGCUUUAGGAUUAACGGUCUUUCUAGUACGAAAGUUUCGAAAGAAAAAAGAUUAAAUAGGCAAUUGGUGAAAUGUUUCUGUUUAGUUAGUAGGUACUAAUAUGCAAUUGAACAAUUUAAAUUAACGAUCGAUUCUAAUGCAUUCAUUGUACGUUUUUCAAAAUUUUAGGAAAGAAUGUUAUAAGUUGUACCAGCAAUUUACCUCGAGAUAUGCUCAGGGUCUAACACAAAGGCUAUAAGAAAUUCAAUAGGUAACGCGAUAUCUGCUUGUAUUUUAUUUAUGAUCAAUUACCAAAAAUCUGCUACGCAUGCCACAAAUUAGAUACUUCAACUGCUAUUUUACUUUUGAUUCCAUGAUAUUUUACCUCUUUUGGUUUCUUGUGCUUCUACCAAAAAUUUGAUACGAGUAGUUUCUAUUGGUAAAAUUGUACAUGUAUAUACAUAUAGGUAAUAGACACCUAGGUAUUAUAAUUUAAAAUUCGUAGUUUUAUAUAAAUAUGUAAAUCGUUUAUAA
Molecule: messenger RNA, 7744 nt
Organism: Photinus pyralis (common eastern firefly)
Lineage: Eukaryota; Metazoa; Arthropoda; Insecta; Coleoptera; Lampyridae
Exons: 28
Coding region: 66-7286 (2406 amino acids)
Biological process (GO): proteolysis
Cellular component (GO): plasma membrane
Molecular function (GO): metallopeptidase activity; peptidyl-dipeptidase activity
Source: RefSeq, a predicted model, not a curated record